GACACUGGUAAUCAAUAUGGCGACGCCCACGUGGAUUUUGUUUCUGUACGCAUCUGCAUUGGGUGCUGUUCCGCCGGUCUGAUUUAUUUUGUUUCAGUACGAGUGAACAUCAGUUCUCUGUUCAGUCGUCUUUUCAUCAUGAAACAGAGAACCAAUAACAAGCUUCCAAACAACCUGCCCCAGUUGCAGAACCUUAUUAAAAGGGAUCCGCUUUCGUACAAAGAUGAGUUCCACCUUCAACUCCAGUACUACCAGUCACUCCUGCAGGCAUUUCGUCUGCAUCCCACGGAACAGAACAAGGCGCUCGAGGAGCUUGUCAUGUUCCUCGCGCAGGUCAGCCAGUGCUUCGAAGAGGACAUGAAGUUGUUUCCCCAAGAGAUUAUGGAUCUCCUCAAGAACUACAGCACCCAACUUGAUCCUGAAAUGAGGAUGACAUUUUGCCGCGCCCUCAUCCUGCUGCGGAAUAAGGGGCUCUUGCAGCCGACAGACCUCCUCGAGUUGUUCUUCAGCCUUCUGAGGUGCCAGGACAAAGCGCUGAGGGCAUUUCUCAAAAACCACAUCAUCAUGGACAUCAAGAACACCAAUGCAAAGCGGAAGGAUGCCAAGCUGAACACGACUUUGCAAAACUUUAUGUUUACCAUGCUGAAGGACAACAACAAAGUUGCCGCCAAGACGUCGCUCGACGUUAUGAUUGCCCUGUACAAGAAGAACAUCUGGAACGACGCCAAGACGGUGAAUGCCAUCACCACGGCAUGCUUCCACAAGACAACAAAGAUCAUGGCGACGGCUCUCAGGUUUUUCUUGGGCAGUGACGACGCAGCGGAAGAAGAGGACUCUAGCAGUGAAUCAGAGGAGGAGGGCCCCAGCAUCAAGGAGAUGAUUAUGGCGCACCGGGUGAACAAGAAGUCCCGCAAGCGCAAGCGGCUGCUUGACAGGAGCAAGCAGGCCAAGAAGAAAGCAAAGAAGGACCACAAAGCUCAAGUGUUCAACUUCUCGGCAUUGCACCUUAUUCACGAUCCUCAGUCCAUGGCCGAAAAGCUGCUCAAGUUCCUCCAAGACAUGAACGAGAAGUUUGAGGUGAAGUUGAUGGUCAUCAACCUCAUCUCUCGCCUCAUUGGCGUUCAUGAGCUUUUCGUCUUCAACUUCUACCCGUUCAUACAGCGGUACAUUCAGCCACAUCAGAGAGAGGUGACAAAGAUCCUGCAGUAUGCCGCUCAAGCGUCCCACGAACUUGUUCCUCCUGAUAUCAUGGAGCCCGUACUGAUGACCAUUGCCAACAACUUUGUCACGGAGCGCAACUCCGUCGAGGUCAUGACAGUUGGGCUCAACUCCAUCAGGGAACUAUGCUCCCGCUGCCCCCUGGUGAUGAGUGCCGACCUCCUUCAUGACCUUGCACAGUACAAGUCAUACAGGGACAAGAAUGUGUCCAUGGCUGCUAAGUCACUGAUUCAGCUCUUCCGGACCGUCAACCCUGACCUCCUGGCUCGGAAGUUCAGGGGAAAGCCCACGGAAGAGACGCAAGAGCUCCAAGUGCGGCAGUACGGAGAGCUGAAGGCACCCGGUUUCGUGCCCGGUGCCGAAAUCUUGGACGUCGACAAAGAGGAUGCCGGCGAGGAAGAGGAGGAGGAUGAGGAUGAUGAUGACUCUGACGGGUGGGUGGACGUGCACCAUUCGGACGACGAACCGUCUGCGCCAGGCGAUCAAGGUGACAGCGACGACGAAGAUGACGAAAAGGAGGGAGGCAGCAGCGAAAAGUCGGGAGAAAACGGCGGCAAGCCGGACAAAGUGCUCAGCCUGCAGGAGCGGACGCAGAAAGCCACCCUGGUGUCGGAGACGCGCAUUCUGAGUCAGCAAGAGUUUGCCAAGGUCAGGGCAGCCCAGCUGUCAAAGAAAGUCAAGGCCGCCCUGCCACAGAGGUUCGCCAAGAAGGGUUCCACCACGGCAGCCGCGGAGGUCGACACGACGGCGAUCGGGGAGAGAAAGGAGCUUGUUUCGUUGAAGGACAUCGAGAAGCUUUCCAAAAACCCAAGGAGCACCAAGGAAUCUCGCCUUGCCACCGUGUUGGAGGGAAGGGAAGGGCGCGAGAAGUACGGCUACCGUCAGAAGAAGGGCGAGUUUGCUAGCCGCACCAACAAGGAAAAGCGCAAGACCAAGGCGUUCGGCAUGAUCAAGCACAAGGUGAAGAGGAAGGUGAAGCGAUCCUUCAGGGACAAACAGAUUGCCCUGAGGGACGCACUGCUGAAACAGAAGAAAAGGAGGAAGUGAAGGAACCACUGGAGAAGGGGGUGUUACAUCUCUGUGGCUUUUCUUUUAUUACAACUUGAAACGCUUA
Ixodes scapularis (black-legged tick) is the source of this 2332-nucleotide messenger RNA. It is a transcript of the gene Mys45A, whose product is annotated as protein SDA1 homolog. The record is from RefSeq and is a predicted model, not a curated record. Gene Ontology annotation, biological process: ribosomal large subunit biogenesis; ribosomal large subunit export from nucleus. NCBI's taxonomy places the organism in Eukaryota, Metazoa, Arthropoda, Arachnida, Ixodida, Ixodidae. The transcript is spliced from 21 exons. Gene Ontology annotation, cellular component: nucleolus. The coding region runs from base 139 to 2265 and encodes 708 amino acids.